Prorocentrum cordatum is the source of this 1379-nucleotide messenger RNA. The record is from the annotation of a GenBank genome assembly. NCBI's taxonomy places the organism in Eukaryota, Dinophyceae, Prorocentrales, Prorocentraceae.
GAUCUUGCAGGAUCCUGCAAAGCCCGACGGACCCGGGUUUGCAUUGGCCCUGGUCAGUGCGUCCCCCAUCUCGGUUCCCGGGAGUUCCGGCCUUCUGGGAUGCAGACACGUCUUGAGAAGUCUCCCGGUUCCUGUUCUCUCGGCGGAGCUGUCUUAGGACAGAGUCGCAAGCGACGUCUGGGAGGCAGGCGUCUUCACGAGACGUUUCUGUCGAGGAGGCCUUCAGUGGGGGGUCAAUCUCGGAGUCAUUCGAUGAAACGCUGAGGGCGGAACACGAUUGUGAACUGUUCGGCCACACCCCUACGCCCUAAAGGGCUGGUGGGAUUUGUGUGUGUUCGGUCUCGGUAUGUUUUGUGCUCGGUUCCUCUUGCAGUGUUGGGUCCAUCGAUGGAGCUUCUGGCUUCGGAAGGCCCGUGGACAAGGGAGGCUCCGCACUUCAUCACGUUCGCCAGCACCGCGUUCAUUUCAGGCGUGGCGAAGGAGAAGGGCCAGUACACCGCGCGGUGGCUCUGGCGAGCCGCCGAGGCCGCGGUGCGAGACUUGCGUGCCCAUGAGCUGACCAAGCUGACUGCUGCCUGCGGGGCGUACAACCUGGCCGAGUCUUGCUCAGCAGGACUGGGCUGCGCAGGCGGCGCCUGCGCGAGCGCCGACGCCGCUGCAGGCGCAGCAGGCCUGGUGCUCGCCGACGCGGCCCUCGUCGCGGUGCCGGCGGCCGCUGCGGGAGCGGCCGGGGCGGCGCUCGCCAUGGCGGCGUGGGGGCGGCGCGGGGCGGGGCCGCAGCAGGUCUGGCCCGCAGCGUGACGCGCGGACCUGCCCCCGAAGCUGCUCCCUCUCGCGUCGCCCGUCCGCCUGGCGCCUCGGACCUGCCCGUGCGGAGCCAGCAGGAGUGCUCCCGCCCGCCCGAGUGCGCGGCGUGGCGGGGAGGCCACAGUCGUUCUUGCUCUGCCUGGAGGCUCGAGGUUCUCGGGCCGUUCUCGUCGCUUCCUGGCGGCUUUCCAGCCUACAAUGGUGUCUUCCAGCAGCAGCGCCUCGCCGAGAGGCGUGCGGGGGUGCCCCGAUCGUCCGGAGCGGCCGCCGGAGAGCCGCAUUAUGACCCGAACGCUCAGGGGCAGCGUCAGUCAGCCCGUGCGUGGUGAGGCGGGGAGCCACAAGUCGCUCCAGUUAAUGCCUGUGCCGGGCCUGCAGCAGUGCUCCCCCGCCCACACUCUGCGAGGUGUGGCGGGGAGGCCACAGCCGCUCUUGCCCGGCCUGUGCCCAGGACUCCCAUGAAUGGGGCCUCCACCUUCUGUGCGGAGGCGGCCUAAUACUCGUUCGCCUGCGAACGCAUGCUUUCGCACUGCUCAAUCUGGCGGUGGCGUCGUCAACUGCCCAACGGAACA